Molecule: messenger RNA, 2421 nt
Organism: Anthonomus grandis grandis
Lineage: Eukaryota; Metazoa; Arthropoda; Insecta; Coleoptera; Curculionidae
Product: leucine-rich repeat-containing protein 4C-like
Exons: 2
Coding region: 183-1910 (575 amino acids)
Molecular function (GO): protein binding
Source: RefSeq, a predicted model, not a curated record
GCGAGCGAACGCAGUAGAGCAGCAAGUGCGUGUGUCGUUAACGGUUUCGCAUAACAUAAAAGGAUAUGCGGGACGUUUCUUUAUAAUUUCCUGUUUUGGGUUAUGGUUUAUUGACUUUUGAAGAGACACUUUUAUUAUAUUUUUGUUUUUGGAUUAUUGCGCUGUUUAUAUUCAACCGCAAGAUGACACCACUCCUGGUACUCCUCCUCUCAACCCUCCUCACCGCCGUUCCAACCACCACCUUCGGCCUAGGCUGCCCCAGCGGAUGUAGUUGCAACGACAAAACCCUCGUAGUGCAAUGCGAGGGUGGUAAACUCGAUGUCGUCCCCAUAACCUUGAACCCCGCCAUCCAGAGGCUGCUGCUAAGAAACAACAAGAUCAGAGUGGUCGACGCCGCCUUCCAGUUUUACAUGGAUCUUCAAUACGUCGAUAUGUCUGGAAACCAUUUGGUGAGCAUCCCGACCGAGAGCUUCAGGAAUCAACAGAAACUGCAGGAGUUACACCUGAACAAGAACAAACUGAAUAUUUUAAAUAAUACCACGUUCGCUGGUUUGAAGGCUUUGACGGUGUUGAACCUCAGGGAGAACUUCUUGGAGGAGAUUACUAAGGGGGUAUUCUCCAUUUUGCCUAAGCUUGAGGAGCUGAACUUGAGCCAGAACCGGAUAUCGAAAAUUGAGGAGGGAGCCUUUAGUGGACUGCUUAGCUUAAGAGUGCUGUACUUGGAUGAUAAUCUGCUUACUUCAGUACCUUCAAACACGUUUUCUGGUGUAGCUAGCUUAGCUGAGCUCCAUUUAGGCCUAAAUGCUUUUUACACCUUACCAGAUGAAGCAUUUGCAGGCUUAAGCAAGCUAUCUGUCUUAGACCUUGGCAGUGGUGGCAUCAAUAAUAUUAGCCAGCAAGCUUUCAAAGGCCUAACAAGUCUUAGGAACUUAAACUUGGCUGAUAAUCGCCUACAAACAAUACCAACCACCCAGUUAGGGCUUCUGGAGCGGCUAGAGGAGCUCACCAUUGGCCAAAAUAGCUUUGGAGUAAUCAAAAAGGAGUCUUUCAAAGGCCUAAAGAAUUUGAGGAAGAUCGACGUGUCAGGUGAUAAGGAGCUAAAGCAGAUUGAAGCAGGUGCUUUUGCUGAUAACAUGAAUCUCGAGACUAUUAAUAUAGUGGCUAAUAAAAAGCUGGAAAGCUUGGACGAGGGAUCUUUGGGAAGGUUGCCAAACUUGCGCCAUUUGGUUUUAAGAGAAAAUUCCUUACGGACCCUUUUGGAUACCGCCAUAUCUUGGAACGAGCUGAGAACUUUGGAUCUGAGUGAUAAUCCUUUGCACUGUGACUGCCAGUUGCUUUGGCUAGUGGUUUUGAUUAACAAGAGGAAUUUUACUUCAGUUGAAUGUUCUAACCCCACGAGGUCGUUAAAAGAUUUGACUAUGGAGGAUUUGGGUUGUUCUUAUACUGAUCCUAGACAGAGGGCAGCCAUAGUGACCCUCUGUCUUAGUGCUUUGAUUAUACUUGCAGUGCUUGGGCUGUUCUUCUUCAGGUAUCGUUUAAAGGUGCGUGAUGCUUUGAAGGAUUACAAGUUUGAUAAGUCAGCAGAGGUUCCCAAGGAGUCUGAAUAUGAAGAGAAUAUUUACGAAAAUGAUUAUACACUACAUUCAACAGAGAUUCCAGUUAAGUACAGUGGUACUUCUGAGCAUUAUUCGUUUGAGAAUAAGGCUCAGCGUCCCUGGGAGGUACCAGCACCUGCCGGAACCAUUCCAGUGACAGGGUUCACUUAUAUUCGUGCCAAUGAUGGUUGUAGAGUGCAUUCUUUGAGAACUCUUAAAGUCGAUAUGUCUAGUACUAAUGAAUAUGCGGAAUGUCCAGUUGAUUUUUACACUUCAUUAAGGACAAAUGGUGUUGUUUUAGAACCGAAUUAUUAACUCCUAAAUUUAAAUUUGUGAUUGAGGUGAAGUCUGAUAUGCCUGUAAAUUUUUUUAUUAGCUGUGAUACUAGUUUUAGGGCACAUUUACGAUUAUUUUCUUGCACUAUAAAUUCGAAUAAAAACAUAAAAAAUGGCCGUUUUAAUGCGGUAUCUGUUAAAGGUGAAAGCAUUUUUAUCUCUCGUAAGCGGCUAAUUGCCGCACUUAUCUGCACUUUCGGUAUUUUUACAUUUUUGUGCUUUUAAUGCGGAGUUAAUUGAGAAACACAUAAAAUCACUAUGGCGUAUGAUAAAAUGUAUGCACUUUGUUUCAAAAAAAAAAUAAAAAAAAAAACACAACGUAUUGGGUCAAAAGUGCGUUUAGAGUGCUAUGACCGAUAAAAAGUAAUUUAGUGUGUAAAAAUUGCUGUAGAUGAUGUAUAUUGUUGCGAUUUGUAUGUAAAUUAUCUCCUAUUGUAUAUUGUAUAUUUUUUUACUUUAGAUCGAUAGAAUAAUAUAUUUAGUAAAAAUUA